Dentiscutata erythropus is the source of this 507-nucleotide messenger RNA. NCBI's taxonomy places the organism in Eukaryota, Fungi, Glomeromycota, Glomeromycetes, Diversisporales, Gigasporaceae. The record is from the annotation of a GenBank genome assembly.
GGGCUUUUAGAUUUAUUUGAUUUUAGUAACAAAGGAGUUGCAUUCAAUUGUAAUUACAUCUAUUGGAGAUUUAAUCGUCAAAUUUUUUAUCGAGCUAUGAGGACAGCAUCUCAAUCUAACAGUACUUUUAAGUUAAUGAAUAUCUUAUCUGAAGAAAUGAUAAAUUAUUGGAUUGAUUUGAAAAAUCCUGAUGAGAUUAAAAAAAUUGAUAUCACGAAAGAGUUGAUGGAAUCUGAGAAAUAUUCUAAUUGCGUAAGAAAUUUUCAGAAUGAUAGUCUAUUUGUAUUUAUGCCAAAAAUUUUAAGACAUAUUCCUAUACUCAGAAAUCUUAAUAGUAGUAACUUCGACUCGAAACAAUUAGGAAAUGAUCUAUUAACGUCAAUGAUUAUUGCAAAUACUCCAUAUGAAAUUCGUUCUCAAAUUAAUGUCGAUCCUUCAUUGUCAAGGCCAAUGACUGAUGAUGAAAUACUUGGUAUUUUGUUUGAAUCAUUUAUACCUUCGGAUACU